UUGAGGAGGAGGUAGCGGCGGCCGGUUCCUAGGGUUUGAGGACUAAGGAGGGACUGAGGUGGCGGUGAGGGCGGCACCGGAGCUGGAGGCGGCGGUGGAGGGCGGCGGCGCAGGCGGCGGAGGAGACAGACCCGCGGGAAAGAAGGGAGAAGCCACACCCGCCGCCCUUAACGUCUUAGAGAUGGAGAAGGAGUUCAACCAGAUCGACAAGGCCGGCAGCUGGGCGGCCAUUUACCAGGAUAUUAGACAUGAAGCCAGUGACUUUCCCUGUAAAGUGGCCAAACUUCCUAAAAACAAAAAUCGAAACAGGUACAGAGAUGUCAGUCCCUUUGACCAUAGUCGAAUUAAGCUCCACCAUGAAGACAAUGAUUAUAUAAAUGCUAGUCUGAUAAAAAUGGAAGAGGCCCAAAGAAGCUAUAUUCUCACUCAGGGUCCUCUGCCUAAUACUUGUGGUCACUUUUGGGAGAUGGUUUGGGAACAGAAAAGCCGAGGAGUUGUCAUGCUUAACAGAGUGAUGGAAAAGGGAUCAUUAAAAUGUGCACAAUAUUGGCCACAAAAAGAAGAAAAGGAAAUGAUAUUCGAAGAUACAAAUUUGAAAUUAAUGUUGAUUUCUGAAGAUAUAAAAUCAUAUUAUACAGUACGCCAGUUAGAAUUGGAAAACCUUACGACACAAGAAACUAGAGAAAUCCUACACUUUCACUAUACAACAUGGCCUGAUUUUGGAGUCCCUGAAUCUCCUGCCUCCUUCCUAAAUUUUCUGUUUAAAGUUCGAGAAUCAGGAUCCUUAAGCCCUGAAUAUGGACCGAUUGUUGUUCACUGCAGUGCUGGGAUUGGGAGAUCGGGAACCUUUUGUCUUGCUGACACAUGUCUCUUGCUGAUGGACCAGAGGAAAGAUCCUUCUUCUGUAGACAUUAAGCAGGUACUUUUGGAAAUGCGGAAAUACAGAAUGGGGUUGAUCCAGACAGCAGACCAACUGCGUUUCUCUUAUCUGGCUGUUAUUGAAGGAGCCAAAUAUAUUAUGGGAGACUCUUCUGUUCAGGAGCAAUGGAAAGAGCUCUCCAAUGAAGAUUUGGAGCCACCUCCAGAACAUACUCCCCCACCACCCAGACCACCAAAACGGAUAUUGGAACCACACAAUGGGAAAUGCAAAGAAUUCUUUCCAAACCACCAGUGGGAAAUAAAUGAGAUGGAAGCUAAAGAACAAGAUGGUCCUAUUAUAGAAGAAGGCAUACCUUCCUUAACUGUACCACUUACCACAGAAAGUCAAGACACUGGAGUUAGAAGGAGAACUGUUAGCGAACAUCAGAAUGCCACAUCCACCAAAGAAGAGCCAUCCCCAGAAGAGGAUGACGAGAACCUGGCAACUACUUGGAAGCCCUUUCUAGUCAAUAUCUGUAUGUUCACUGUCCUCACAGCUGGAGCUUACCUCUGUUACAGGGUAUGUUUUCAUUGAUGGACCUGGCGGCAAGAUGGGAGUGUACAGAAAACACCAUGCGUUUGACUGGUUUCUAAUUCAGUUCUAUGAAAUUAACUGAGUCAUAUCUCAGAAGAAACAAAUCUAAGGUUAAAAGUCUGGAACUUUGGUAGGGCUAAAAGAGAAAAUUAAUUGAUGCACUAGGGUUUAAAUAAAUAAGCCCUGUGGUCCCAAGAAUAAACUAGUUGAAUCUCAGGGCCUUAAAAUAUUCAGGACUAAGCAGAGAAAAUGCCAAAUAAGUCUCUCCUGUUUUUGUUUCUUUGUUUAUUUUGUUUUUGAAAAGAAUAAUAGAAUUACAACACAUUGUUGUUUUUAACCUUUUUGAAAGCCAGUUUUUUUUGUUUUUGUUGUUUCUGAAAAAAACUCGGCAAAAGUAAAACUUGCUUGUACUCUCGAAGUCUUAUAACCGAUUCUGCAAUUUCUAUUUGAUUUCUCAGAAGAACCCUAAUCUUUUUAAGAAUGUCAUUUGAUAAAGAGGGAGAGGAUAGGAGGAACCAUGUUUUACUCAGCGACACUAGACUGAAUCUAGUGUUCAGACUGAGUGAUGGGCAGUGCCUAUGCUGAUUAUCUAUUGAACCGUUUUCAUUCCCUUUUUACAUGGUCUUUACUAGAAAUGAACAAGAAAAAGCCACAAUCCAGGUUCUGCAUUUGCUCAGGGUAUUCCUCACACUUCCCCUCCCUAAUCCUCCCACACCCCCAAUUAGAAAUAGUUAAUUUCUCAAUUGGUACUGUUAAACUCAACCCUCAUGUGCACCUGCUUGUGUUGUGCCACCCCCUGCACAUUUGUUUACCUUCUUUUCCUUGCAGGGGUUCAGGGAGUUCAACUCAAACACGUCCACCAGCAUUUUCAAAGCCUCUGUUAGUAUUUAGAAAGACUAGUCUUCACACAAUUUGGACUAUAAAGUGCAGUUUUCUUAUAAAUACAUCUUGUAAAGUUGACUGCUCUUAAAACAAGGGGCAGAAAAAUGCUCUACGAUUCACGUCCAGCACCACACACCAUCAGAAAGCAGGUGACCGUACUGCUGCUUGUUCCAUGGCAGCCACCUGGGAAGAGUUUUCAGAGGUCAUCAGCUCCUAGACCUCUGUAACGGAGUCCAAUCAGUGAUUGAUCAAGAUGCAAGCAGUUUUUCCUUUGGCUUUGGGAUUGUUUUUCUUUGCUUUAUAAACCAGUUUUCAGCAAUGGCUUUAUUUUGGCUCAACUCUUUGCUGUGAACAUUGUCAGGUGGCAUAGAUGGAUUAGUGUGUAAGUCGUACAUCUCUACAGACACCUGGAUUCUCAGCUUUUAAUUCAUUUGAUAAUGUUAUGGUUUCAUUCCACUUCCUGUUCUACAGCAGCUCAGAAAUGUUAUUCUCCUCUGCCCAAAUGGGAGUCUCUGCUUGUAGAAUCAGCAGCCAAAUAGCAGGGAUUCAAGGUUAGUUGAACUACAAGGUAGAAGUUCACUCUCACUCGUGCCAUUUGUCUUUUUGUUGUUGCUGUUGUUGUGGUGGUUGUUGUUCGGUCCUUGCCCCAGCCACCCUGUUCCUUUUACCCCAAUAUGUACAGUGUCCAGUUUCCAAGGAGAGUGAAAGAAAGUACAGUGUGGUGGUACAGAUAAGGGGAAGAGGCAAAAUAGAGUACUUAAGAGUUACAGUAGCCAGAGUAGAUCUUGAGGAGCAGUGGUGCCACUAAUUGGUGCUUUUUAAUACAUUCUAGUCAAACAAGCACUUAACACCAUUUUCAACCAACCUUUUAUGGAGUAUAUGGUGUAAUGAACCUUUUCACUCCGUAUUUAUUUUCCCCCAAAGGUAUCCAUAGCUCUAGCAUUUUUUUAAACCAAUAACGUGUUAAAAAAAUUUUUUUUUUGUCAGCCUUGCAUCAAGGGCUUAUCAGAAGUACAAUAAUAAAUCUUCAGGUAGUGCUGGGAAUUUAAGACUUACCUGAUAGGCUAUGGAAUCCAUCCAGUACUUGAAAGGAGUAAGAUUGUAAGCAGUUCAUUAUUGAAUAAUAUUGUGGUUUUCAUUAAAAGAGAUAUUGGGAUAUGUUUAUAGAACAAUGGUAUCAUAAUAUAUAAUGAACAUUUGUGUAUUUAAGAGACAAUAUGUGAUUACUUUGUCCCGGUUACUUUUCCUAUCAUCUGGUAGAGUAUUGUUCUCAAGCAACAUUUUCCCCAUUUGUAUUAGAAUGCAUGUAAGGUCUUCUUGUGUCCUGAUUAAAUACCAUGUGCUUGAAGGUGAAAGAACUUAUAUUUCUGCUUACUGAUGUGCCCACACAUCCAGUCAAGUAUAUAUUUGCAUGAUCUGAUCGUUACAUGGCUGUGGUUCACAAGGCUGUUGCUGAAAGUGUCUGUUCAGCAAUAGAUUGAUAGAUACUUAUCCAAUAACAGAUACUUGCCUAAUGAUUAGGCACCAUUUUCUAUUCAAAUUUACUCAGUAACCCAGUUGAUCAUACUUUACAUCAACUGUGUAAACAACUAUACUACAGACAUUCCAAGGAAGUGUAUGAUAAGCCCUAAUCACACCUCACCCACUAGUCAUCUCAGGCAGCCAGUCUUCCCACUGACCUUUGACAGUAUCAUUUACUGUUCCAAAUUCAAAAUCCUAUCCUGGAGCAAACCUUAUUUGGAAUAAGGCUAGGUAAAGAACAAAGAAGUUAAUUUUUGCUGUGGAGCAUUCUGGCAAACCAAAAAGAUUAAUGCUAGGUGGCCCAUAUAGAAUUAACUGCAGUAUCUUUCCUGUUUGGAAGUAUUAAUUCCAGUCUUGAUGGAAACCCCUUACCCCACCCCGCCCCCUAAACACACAUACACACCAUAAAACAUGUCAACGCUUCAUACUCAUAGCUAUUCCUAUGAAGGAAAAUCAUAAGGUCUUCAUGUUAAGACUUUAAUUUUUUUUUAAAUGAGGUGGGGGGGAUGAUGGGGGGGGGGGGGCGCAGCUUUUUUGCUGGUCUUUGCCAGCAAUUUCACAUUUUGCCUUUGACCUGUUGUACACCAUUGAGGAUUUCUACUGUAAUGAGAACAGAGUGAAAUAGCCCUAUAGAGCAUUAGUGAGGUGUGUCUAAGGCUUAUAAUGCCAAACUGUAAGCAUCUUUUUCUCAAGUCCUGUAUAUGUAUGUAGUAGUUUGGGUGUGUAUAUACAGCAAGUAGAAUUUCAAAAUGGGUAUAUUGGUUAACUGCCUAUUCUUGGAAAAUGGAUGGCUAUCCAUCUUGUUAAAUGUAUGUUAGAAAGUUAGUGAGCUGCUAAUGCUAUAUGCCUUAAGCAAAUAUUUACUCAUCAGGUCUUUCUUUUUUUACCAAUGGCCAUAGAAUAAUACCAUUUUUACAAAAAUAAAAAUCAACAAAAAAGCAAAA
Messenger RNA from Gracilinanus agilis (Agile Gracile Mouse Opossum), 4800 nucleotides. RefSeq names its product protein tyrosine phosphatase non-receptor type 1 (gene PTPN1). The record is from RefSeq and is a predicted model, not a curated record. The transcript is spliced from 9 exons. NCBI's taxonomy places the organism in Eukaryota, Metazoa, Chordata, Mammalia, Didelphimorphia, Didelphidae. Gene Ontology annotation, biological process: protein dephosphorylation. The coding region runs from base 182 to 1453 and encodes 423 amino acids. Gene Ontology annotation, molecular function: protein tyrosine phosphatase activity.